AUGGAAUCCUUAAAAGAAUUUUUAUAUAAAGUUAUUUUCCAUGAAAAGCCUGUAGAUAUUCUACCAAACAUUAAUACAAAAAAAGAAGAUAUUGAAAAUGUAUCGUUUAAUAAACAAGAAAGUAACUGUUCUAUUAGUUCAUUAUUGAAUUUAGAAUGUACUAUUUCUACUCCUACCAUGUAUAACAAACUUACUGAACCUACCAUGCAUAACGAACUUACUGAACCCACUAUGCAUAACGAACUUACUGAACUCACCAUGCAUAACGAACUUACUGAACCUACUAUGCAUAAUGAACUUACUGAACCUACCAUGCAUAACGAACUUACUGAAUCUACUAUGUAUAAUGAACUUACUGAACUCACUAUACAUAAUGAACCUACUAUAUAUAACGAACCUACUAUGCAUAAUGAACCCACUAUACAUAAUGAACCUACAAAGCAUAAUGAAUCCACUAUGCAUAACGAACUCACCAUGCAUAAUGAACCCACUAUGCAUAAUGAACUUAUCAUGCAUAACGAACCUACUAUGCAUAAUGAACCUACUAUACUUACAGAACUCACUAUGUAUAAUGAACUCACCAUGCUUACAGAACUCAUGUUAACUGAAUCCACUAAACCCACAUUUACUGAAUCCACCGAACCUACGUUUACUAAAUUGACUGAGCCUACAUUAACUGAAUCUACUAAACCUACCAAGUCUAGAGCAAUAUCCAAAACAACAUCCAAAACAACAUCCAAAACAAUAUCCAAAGCAACGUCCAAAACAAUAUCUAAAGCAACGCAAAUGAAUCAGUUAAUAAAAGAAUUAAUAAUUAGAAGUUGGUAUGAAUUUGCAGAUGAGCUGGAUAAACAAAUUAAUCAAACAUUAAGGGAUCAAAAAAAUUCCAAACAUAGAAGCUCUAAAAAAUCAGCAACAUCUGAAGUUUAUAAUAAACUUUUAAACCAUUUCAAUAAUAUGACUCAGAUCGCUUUGAGAAAAAGGAUAGAAAAAGUAAAUAAAAUUUAUAUCUUAUUUAAGGGAAUAGGAGUUAAUAAAAUUGAAAGAGUUAGUACUUUUAGUACUAACAAAAUUUCUGAAUUUAAUGUAUUACAAAUCGAAUAUAUUAUUAAAAAUGUAACUGAGUAA
Scutellospora calospora is the source of this 1128-nucleotide messenger RNA. Lineage: Eukaryota; Fungi; Glomeromycota; Glomeromycetes; Diversisporales; Gigasporaceae. The record is from the annotation of a GenBank genome assembly.